AUGGAAUUUCAACACUGGAACUUCAGAGUUCUUUAUCUUUACCCAUCAGUAUCAUUGACUCUGGAAAGUGCAAACAUGUGGAUGCGGAAGAAUGGACUAGAAAACUUGAGCAGCAGCAYGAAAAGGCACCGUCAGAAAGUUGAUUUGCUGGAUGAGAGAGAGAUUGCAGAGAAUUGA
Messenger RNA from Arabis nemorensis, 177 nucleotides. Lineage: Eukaryota; Viridiplantae; Streptophyta; Magnoliopsida; Brassicales; Brassicaceae. The record is from the annotation of a GenBank genome assembly.